AUGAUAGAUGUGGCAUGUGCUUUGGAAUAUCUUCACCAUGGGUGCUCGUUGCCUGUGAUUCACUGUGACGUGAAGCCUAGUAACGUCUUGCUGGAUGAAGAUAUGGUUGCCCACCUAAGCGACUUUGGCAUUUCAAAACUGCUUGGUGAAGAUCAGGGUGAUUUAUACACUAAAGCCUUAGCAACAUUAGGUUAUAUUGCACUAGAGUAUGGACUGGAUGGACUAGUGUCUACAAAGUGUGACGUCUAUAGUUACGGGAUCAUGUUGCUGGAAACGUUUACCAGGAGAAAGCUUAAUGAGUUUGAUGGAGAUCUUAGCUUGAAGCAAUGGGCGAGUUAUUCACUCCCAGAAGCAGUAAUGGACGUUGUAGAUGUCAACUUGGUAACACCACAGGGUAAUCACAAGGAGCUAGAUGUUGUGGCUUUAAUCAUGAAAGUUGCAUUAGAUUGUUGUGCUGAAUCUCCGGCAAGAAGGACAAACAUGAAAGAUGUUGUAGGGAUGCUGCAGAAGAUCAAGAUUCAACUCUUUGCAUGUUGAGCAUGUUUUUGGAAUCUGUUGUUCCAAUCACAUGAUUGUUGUUUUGUUUUGUUUUAGCACUUGAUCUGUGAAUGAUUCUGUUUUCAGAAAUGCUAGAUGGUUGCAAUAACUCUCACUGUUUCGUCUUAAUAUUAUUGUUUGCAAGAUGUUAA
Capsicum annuum is the source of this 689-nucleotide messenger RNA. RefSeq names its product probable LRR receptor-like serine/threonine-protein kinase At3g47570. Gene Ontology annotation, molecular function: ATP binding; protein tyrosine kinase activity. The transcript is spliced from 2 exons. NCBI's taxonomy places the organism in Eukaryota, Viridiplantae, Streptophyta, Magnoliopsida, Solanales, Solanaceae. Gene Ontology annotation, biological process: protein phosphorylation. The coding region runs from base 1 to 537 and encodes 178 amino acids. The record is from RefSeq and is a predicted model, not a curated record.